Nicrophorus vespilloides is the source of this 3827-nucleotide messenger RNA. RefSeq names its product steroid receptor seven-up, isoforms B/C (gene svp). The record is from RefSeq and is a predicted model, not a curated record. Gene Ontology annotation, biological process: anatomical structure development; regulation of transcription by RNA polymerase II; cell differentiation. Gene Ontology annotation, molecular function: zinc ion binding; RNA polymerase II cis-regulatory region sequence-specific DNA binding; nuclear receptor activity. NCBI's taxonomy places the organism in Eukaryota, Metazoa, Arthropoda, Insecta, Coleoptera, Silphidae.
ACUCCGGUGGCUGACGAAGGGGUUGCAGGAAGAAUCGAAUAAUCAGGUAGAUGAAUCUCCCCGCGCCGGGGGAUGCUGCACGGGAGAAGGGUUAAACAUCAUCAUCAUCAUGAACAUCAUCAUCAUCCCGUCGAGAAGGGCGUUAAAUGCGGCACAUCCACAAACAAAACAACAGUAAAAAAAACUAAUUCAUAGAGAGUCGAGAUGAGCGUGCGUGUGUUUUUUUUUUCGUUUAUCAUAAUAAUGUAAUAAUAAAACCUUUUGUUACACCUUUGCGCACACGUUCACCUUUAAUCCUUUUUUUACGAUUGCAAUUGUUAUUAUCGUUUUUAAGGGUUAUCUCUGCGGCGAAUGUACCAUGGGUCUGUUUCGCAAAUUACAUUCGCCGACGCGGCCGCGUUUCAUCCUUUCACACCGAAUUAAAGGGAUAACAUCCUUACGGGCGACCGAGAGAGAAAGAUACAGAUUGUGUUUGUGUGUUAUUGAGAGAAGUUGAGAGAGAGAGAGAAAGCACUUGAGCGAGUUCUUAAAGGAUCUUUACUUUUAUUAGUCUUGGUUUUAUAGUAUUAGAAUGAUGAGAUGAAAAUAAGUGAUGUCAAUAAAGAGAGCAGAGCAUUUGUUGUUGUUUAGGUUGUGUUCACUGUGGGUGUUGAAGACUGGUUGCCGUGUACUCUCCGGGCGAUUUUUGUAGAAGUGUCUGGAAGGAAGUAUGGGGUAGGAAGAGUAGAGUAGUGAAGAGAAGAGUAGAAACAGAGCAGAGCAGCAGCAGCACGUGGUAGUGAUAGAGUAGCGACACCCGAAAAUAUACAGUGGCGCGCGAAAUGCCAGAGCCAUGGGCUGUGAGCGCGGCCUGUCCUGCCCCCACCAUCGUACUCGACGCCGCCCAUUGGCCUAUCGUGACCCGGCUGUGAACCGGGGACCUCCCAGACCCGCCCAGGCCAAGUCAGUGUCGGGCCCGAGACCGAAAGGUCACUAGUAGAGGCUAGAGAGUGCCGAGGGGAUGACCUAUCACCUCGAGUGCUCCGAUACGUGCUCGUUCCGAACCGCUCCAACUUGCGAAAUACUCGAAAACUGUGCCAAAUUUUCCAACAUUUUUCUCCGCAAAUUGCUGAGCAGUGCCGCCAACCCCCCGCGACUUUUCCGUUCGUACCGCGAACUGCAAUAACAAGUAUAGAAUAGCAUCGGGACACGCGACAAAUAUCAUAAUAAAUACAUAGCAUAAUUGCGUGCGUAAUUGCAAUAUCAGCGAGAGAGGAUCUAAGCCCAGAGGGAUAGAGAUUCCCAUUUGAAUGUUGUAAAGUGAUUACUUCUUCUUGUAUCGUAUACUUCUUCUGCUCCUCUCCGCCGGUGCCAUAGAUAACAAGUGUCAUACGAGGCGUGUGCGAUAAAGAGGGCAUAGCUUUAUAGCGAAUAAAAUAUGGCUCUAGUGGCACCAUCGUGGCGGGAAUCGUCGUUGGUCAACCCCAUACCGACCAGCCUGAACACGCUGUCGAACGCACUCAACCCUCUUCCGGUGACCAACCUGAACCCGCUGCCCGCCAACCUGAACCCCAUCACCCUGGACAACGCUGAGAUCGCGCUGAUCAGCAGGCAGACCCCGUCCCAGAACUCCCAGAUCAGUGUGAACAGUGACAAGAACCAGAACAUCGAGUGCGUGGUUUGUGGUGACAAAAGUUCAGGAAAACACUACGGACAGUUCACAUGCGAAGGUUGCAAGUCGUUCUUCAAGAGGAGCGUAAGGAGGAACCUGACAUAUUCCUGCAGGGGUAGCAGGAACUGCCCGAUCGACCAGCACCACAGAAACCAGUGUCAAUUCUGUAGAUUAAAAAAAUGCAUGAAGAUGGGAAUGCGGAGAGAAGCCGUCCAAAGGGGCCGUGUGCCGCCCUCGCAGCCUGCCCUUCCCGGCCUGCCCAACCAAUUCCUGAACUCGACGGACUCAGUGACGACGUCGCUCAGCAAUCACACCUACCUGAGCAGCUACAUCUCGCUGCUGCUGAGGGCUGAACCCUAUCCGACCAGCAGGUACGGACAGUGCAUCCAGACCAACAACCUGAUGGGCAUCGAGAACAUCUGCGAGCUGGCGGCUAGGCUGCUCUUCUCCGCUGUAGAGUGGGCGCGCAACAUACCCUUCUUCCCAGACCUGCAGGUGACCGAUCAGGUUGCUCUUCUGCGGUUAGUUUGGUCCGAGCUGUUCGUCCUUAAUGCAAGCCAGUGCUCCAUGCCCUUGCACGUGGCACCCUUGAUCGCCGCCGCCGGCCUCCACGCAUCGCCCAUGUGCGCCGAUAGGGUUGUGCAAUUCAUGGACCACAUAAGGAUAUUCCAGGAACAAGUAGAGAAGUUAAAAGCGCUGCACGUGGACUCCGCUGAAUAUUCCUGUCUCAAAGCCAUCGUUUUAUUCACAACAGAUGCUUGUGGGUUGAGUGACGUGGCACACAUCGAGUCUAUUCAGGAGAAGUCGCAGUGUGCUUUGGAGGAGUACUGCAGGUCGCAAUACCCGAACCAGCCGACGAGGUUUGGAAAACUUCUGCUGAGGCUUCCGAGUCUGCGAACGGUGAGCUCGGCGGUAAUCGAGCAGCUAUUCUUCGUGAGGCUGGUGGGAAAGACUCCCAUCGAGACCCUCAUCAGAGACAUGCUUUUGUCUGGAAGCUCUUUCUCCUGGCCGUACAUGUGAUACUUGAAACUGUACUAGGCAGCCUAGUCAAAUCUCUCUAUUUAAUCUAUUUAAGGGUAAAACACAAACAACGCGCCACCCCCGUAAACUUAUAAGUAAUAUAUAUUUAAACAAAUAAAAAUAUGUGUAUAUACAUAUGUAAAAUAAAAGACACACACAGAAACACCGGUAUCUGCGUUGCAUCCGGAGGCAUUGACAAACCAAAAAAAAAUAAUUAAAUUAAAUUAAAAGAAAAUUACAUAGAAAUAUGCAAUGACGUUGGACAUGGCCCGUAAAUAUUUUCAAAAAAAAAAUAUAAGAGAUGAAGGAAAACAUAUCAGAAAGGGCCAUUCGUUCACAUAGCGUAAUAUCAAAAAAUAAACAAUAUAUAUAUUAAUAAUGAAGCAAACAAUGAUCGAUGUAAAUUUUAAAUCACGUGUUCCUUUUCGUUAUUUUCAGUACUGUUGUUUCUUGUAUACAGACGCACUCUUUGUCGAGUUUUUUUGUUUUGUUUCGAAACAGGCUACGAACAAAGUUGUCUGCGGAGCAGAUAAAUUUACUAUGAAUAAGAGAUGUAUUAGAAAUCCAGUAAUAUUAUAAAUAUAUAAAUAUGUAGACUGUAAAUUUUGUAAAUAAAUUCAAUGUAUAGCAAGAUCGUUUCCUUUGUUAUAUAUACAAAAAAUGAACAAAACAUAACGUAAUGAAACAACAAAAAUAUAUAUAUAUAAAAUAUUUGGCAAUCAGCUGGAAUAGUUGAAGUGAAACUUUGAAACAAAACAGCAAACCCACUAUUUUGUUAUUACUAAUAUUAUUAUUAUUAUUUGAAUUAUUAUUAUAUUUACCCUUAUUAUUAUUAUUUUUAUAAUUAUUAUUUGAUGCCAGUGUUCACUUUGUUUAGUAGUUAUUGUUGUUGUUAUAUUGUUAUACUUUUCCCCUAAUUAUAUUUAUACACACAUAUAUUAUCUAUAUGUAAUAUAUACAUAUAUAGACAUAUAUUUAAUUCUCAAAUUUAGUCAAGAGCCAGAGCAAAAUUAGUACUUAGAAUUAUUACUAUUAUUUCCACGCAUAUAUAUUUUCCCCCUUCUAUUCGUUGCGAAAGGAUCUCCUCAUAAUCCUUAUUUAUAAAAAAAUAAAAAUAAUAUCUAAUAGAAGAACAUAACAAAAAAUAAAAUAAAUA